Molecule: messenger RNA, 2289 nt
Organism: Poecilia reticulata (guppy)
Lineage: Eukaryota; Metazoa; Chordata; Actinopteri; Cyprinodontiformes; Poeciliidae
Gene: sclt1
Product: sodium channel and clathrin linker 1
Biological process (GO): clustering of voltage-gated sodium channels; cilium assembly
Cellular component (GO): centriole
Source: RefSeq, a predicted model, not a curated record
CAGCGCACAACUUAAUCGCCAUUGGUUGUUAUUUGUUUACUUCAAAACGGACGGCGGAAACGCAGAUUGGAAACACCAUGGAGGCAGAAAUUGAAUUUUUGAGAGAUCAAGUCCACAGGUUAAAUUCUGCGCUUAGCCGCUAUCAGCUGGGGGUCACAUCGUCUCAGCUGGAUGAGGCACAGCAGGCGGAGUCUCCUCCACCCUGGCUGUCAGACAGAGGGAUAAUGGCUCCUCUAAUAGCAGAGUAUGACCGGCACAUGGACGAAAUGACUGAAAAGCUUCAGAAAUAUCAGGAGACGAUGACAGACGUCAGACUGAAGCUGGAAAAGGUUGUAGAGGAAAAUGAAAGGUUGCACACAGAGCUGAGGGAGUCUAUUGAGAAGCAGCUCCAGUCCCUGCCCGUGGGCUCAGAAGCAGAGGGCGGCGCAGCAGAAGACACGGCCAUCCUCAGAAACCUGCAGGAGCAAGUUCAACUGUCUGAACAGGAGCGGAAACAGGCCACGGAGCUGUGGCACACGACGGCCCAGGAGCUGGAGCGCCUACAGCAGGUCUACCAGAGGGCCCUCUCUGACGGGCAGCUCCACAACGCUCAGAGACAGCAGCUCAAGGAUCAGCUUGUUCAGUUCCAGCAGCACUCUUACAAACUCCAAGCAGCCAAUCAGAAGCUGGAAUCUGCGAACCAGCAGCUCCUGAAGACGGUGACAGAGCAGAGCACAGAAAUGGAGGAGCUGCACUGCCAGCUCAGGCAGGCCAAAGCUGAACUCAGGACGGCCACAGCCAGAGUGGACGAGAUGACCAAAUUUUUAGAGAACCUCCAGGAACAGAUGCAACGAAAAGAGGAGGACAUGGCUGAGGCUCAGGCCAGAGAGGACGCAGCAGACAGACGACUCCAGCAGCUUCAGUCAUCCCUGAGCCAACUGGAAACCCGGCUAAAGGCUGCAUCUCUGGAGACGGAGGCAGUUCGUCGAGAGCAAGCUGUGUGGGAGACAAAGGUGGGGGAACUCCAGGCGCGUUGCACCGCCCUGGAAGAGGAAAAGUUCGAGGCUCUGUCCAAAGUCAGAGAGAAUGUUCAAGUAGCUGAAGAGGCUGUAUUGCAGAAGGAGCAGUCCCUUUUAAGAGAGAAGCAGAAGACAGAGGAGCUUGAAAAGACAACGCAGGCCAUCAAGCUCUUGAUCCAGGAGGCUGCAGUCCGAACCAGGAAAGAGGUGGAAAACGUGCGCAAGCAGUGCAACAUCCAAAUCCAUCGUAUGGCAGAAGAACUGUCUGCACUGCAGCUGGAGUGUGCAGAUAAAGAGGCUCAGAUCGAAAGGUCCCAGCGUGAGAGGAAAGCUGUAGAAGAAGAACUGGAGAAGGUGUACAAGGAAGGCAGGGCGGAGCCGGAGUUCAAGAAGAUCGAGGCCCUCCAUCAGAGGUGUCUGAAUGCAGAGAGGUUGAAGGACGACGCUAGCCUCACUCUCCAAAGCACUCAGAGCAAGCUGAAAAAGAUGGAGAUGGACUACAGCGAGGAGGUGUCGCGGUGUCAGGUGGAGGUGCGGCGGCUGCAGGACUUGCUGGCUGCGGCUCGGAGCGACUGCGUCGGCGUCAGCGACGAGCGGCUUCAGCUUCAGCAGGAAAACACGCGGCUGCGCAAGGAGAUGGAUGACCUGCGCAAGGCCAGCAUGCAGAUCCAAAGAAACGCCAAGCAGAAAGUCUCCGAGAUGGAGCAAGCAUGCAGCCUCAAAGAGCAGGGACUCGACGCGCGGGUGAAGGAACUGGAGGAAAGGAGCCGAAGCUCCAGCGCCGAUCUGACACGCCUCCUUGCAGCACAGCAGAAAAGCACUCAGCGAUGGAAGGAAGAGGCCAAGAACCUAGCGCAGGCCUUUGAAACUAAAAUCACAGCUCUCAAGGCAGAGCUGAAACGGCACAAACAACGCUCGCUUGAGUUAGAGAUCCAGCUCCAAACGGACCAUAACACAAUAUCUGAGUAUGAGAAACAGCUUGCAGAAUAUCAAGAGAAGACAAGUCGUCUCCAGAGAAGACUGACACAAGCUGAACAGAAGGCAACUACAGCUUCGCAUCAGCUGAACAUGUUCGCAUCACAGCGAAGGAAACCUGCCACAGUGGAUCCAGGGACUCUAUGACAAGUGGCCAUAAUUUUGGGAAAAUAAUAAAAUAGCCAUAUGUUUUGAUAACUCUUUCUUAGGUUCACAUAGUUUGGGUUGUUGCUGUGUUUCCUGAGGCAUUUAAUAGCAUAUUUUCUAACAAGGAAUUGUAUGUAUUUCAAUAAAUGAAUAAAAAGUGAGAAAACCA